AUGUCUUUCCUAGUAGUAUCGAUUGUAAUAUUUGCGACGUCUUCAUUUUCAACAUCCAUCGAUUCAACAACUGUCUAUGCAGUGUAUACUGUGUCUUACAAUACUACUCGAUCGACAAUUGUCCAUAUUGAUAUUCAAUUUAUGCCUCAUAAGAAGACUGAGUUUAAUUUAACUGGAAGACAAACAUUCAUAAUGCCACGUUCUGUUCCUUCUGGCUACAAUUUAGAAUUCUAUGAUUUUUACGUCGACAAUUUAACAGCCGUCAGUCUCAAUGGAGGUUUUAUUCCAAUAAAAAAAGAAUCUAUUAGCGGCCCACGGUGGUCAGUGGAAUGCUUACCGAAUGAAACACUAUCAACAAUAUCGUAUUCGAUUGAUUUGACAAAACAUGAGCAAGGGAUACUGAGUGCUGGUGAUGCAUCAAAAAUACGACUUGAUCGAUAUAUAGGUAUUCUAGGCUAUUCUGUCUUCGGCUAUUUGGAACAAAUGGAUCAGAAGGAGCAUUUUCCUAUCAUGUUGAAUGUUCGCAGUCCAUCGAACUGGCCAAUUCAUUUAACAUUGUCGCCAACUAGUCAAUUACCAUAUGGACAGGCGUAUGGCCUAGCGAAAAAUUACUAUCACUUAGCCGAUUCACAAAUAUAUAUGGGACCAAAUAUGAGUUUUCAUUCUCUAUCUAUCCUUUACGACAAAGAAGAGCAUGCUCACAAAAUAUUGCCAUUUUACGUAGUUGCUUAUACGGAAGAUUCUUAUAAUCUGAAUGUUAGUAUGGUUGCUGAUUUGAGUGUAUCUGCCAUGCAAAAUAUAUUGAUAUACUAUGAAAGUAUGCCAUUUUUAUUCUAUACAGUGGCCAUCGAAAUGAUUAUGCCAUUGGAUGAACAGCAUUCGUACGGUUUCAGUAUAGAACAUUUGAAUAGUUGUACAAUCAAUGUUCAGUAUGGUUCGGGUGUAAACAGAAACAGUACACAAGAAAUAAUCAAAAUCUUCCAAUAUAAUCUCGCACAUCAUAUCCAGCAUGCUUGGAUACCAAAGCGAUUAUUUUCUAAAUUCUACUAUCCAUUCACAUUUGAAUUAACGCCAGUUAUCGACACAAUAUGGUUUAAUGAAGGUUUUGGUCAAUACAUAGCGAUGGACGCCAUGGCCAGUGUGUUACCAUUAAAUGAAUCGUACGAAUAUCGGCAAUAUUUUAUCAGGAAUCGUUUUGAACAUUAUUUUAAUGCGACACCGUUAUUUAUAAAGCACAUGUCAUUAGAAUAUGUGUCGAUGAUCGCAUCAUCUCUAUAUUCAACUGAUUUUCGAACAGGUACGAACGUCUUUUCGCGAGGCGCUUUACUAGCGAAAGAGAUCGAUGAAUUUAUUCAAUCAAAAACACAGAAACGGAAAAGUCUUCGUGAUGGUAUAAUCUACCUGAUGCAAUGGUCAGAAGUUCACCAGUAUAUCACUCCAUUUUCUAUGAAACAGUUUCCUCUUUUCUUUCUGAAUGCUACCAACGUUGAUGUCACUCCGAUUUUAAACAAGUGGUUGUAA
Molecule: messenger RNA, 1521 nt
Organism: Adineta ricciae
Lineage: Eukaryota; Metazoa; Rotifera; Eurotatoria; Adinetida; Adinetidae
Source: the annotation of a GenBank genome assembly